UUCUGUUCCCCCACAAGUAGUCCUUUUUCAUUGCUGUUAGCCUGUGCCUAGGUGAUAGUCACAACUAUUUGUUGAGUAUUUAGUGAAUAUCAGGAGUGAGCUGGCUUCGGAAGUCACUCCGGGAAGAAUCUCGUGUGCGUAGAACAGUUUCACACAGUCCGAGCGCUUGAGGGAAGGGUGCAAGCGUAAUCCCCGUCCGCUGCCGCCACCGAACCAGGCAGCUCUCUCGCCCAUCUUAAUUCCGCGCCAAACGACCAAAGGGGUCUGAGCUGCAACUGGGCGUUUCAACAGCUAGCGUCCCCACCAAGAGAGCACUUUGAACUAACCUGUUGCUUCAGAUUCAGAUAAGAAAGCUGGGUAGAGAAGGGUCAAAGGCCUGCCCAAAUUCGGGAACUGGCGGCCAGGCGGAGUCAGCCUCCAGACGACCCAGACGUGGGCACUUCCGGGUAAACCUAACUUCCGGGUCCCAUUCCUGGCCGCUGACGACAUUUGAUGGCAAGCCCCGCCCUCCGCGGUAGAUGGUUGGCUAGAUCAGAGAUUUUUCCCUGUGGUGGCGGCCUUAGGGAACUUUGAACUCCAAUGCUCACUCCAGCCCGAGGACUUCCAGCUCCCAAUUGGACUGCUAGUUUCCAAUCCAAAGGAUCUCUGAACCUUAGUCUUCCGGCAGCGCUGGCCAUUGGCUGUUACGGUGAGGGCGGAACCUUAGGUCGUCCCGGGUACUCCUGCGGCGAAAGCCAAGGAUUAAAACGCGGCCCGGAAGCCGAGGGGCUUCAACUAGACCCCGAUCUUGUCGCCGCCCCUGCGGACCCCCUCCUCCUUCAGAAUGACGCUGGACGUGGGUCCGGAGGAUGAGCUGCCUGACUGGGCUGCGGCCAAGGAGUUUUACCAAAAGUACGAUCCGAAGGACGUCAUUGGCAGAGGAGUGAGCUCUGUGGUCCGUCGUUGUGUUCAUCGAGCUACUGGUAAUGAGUUUGCAGUGAAGAUCAUGGAGGUGACCGCUGAGCGGCUGAGUCCUGAGCAACUGGAGGAGGUGCGGGAAGCCACACGGCGAGAGACACACAUUCUUCGCCAGGUCGCUGGCCACCCCCACAUCAUCACUCUCAUCGAUUCCUACGAGUCUUCUAGCUUCAUGUUCCUGGUGUUUGACUUGAUGCGGAAGGGAGAGCUGUUUGACUAUCUCACGGAGAAGGUGGCUCUCUCAGAAAAGGAAACAAGGUCCAUCAUGAGGUCUCUGCUGGAAGCAGUGAACUUUCUCCAUGACAACAACAUUGUGCACCGAGACCUGAAGCCUGAGAAUAUUCUCCUAGAUGACAAUAUGCAGAUCCGGGUUUCAGACUUUGGGUUCUCCUGCCACUUGGAACCUGGCGAGAAGCUUCGAGAAUUGUGUGGAACCCCAGGGUAUCUAGCUCCAGAGAUCCUUAAAUGCUCCAUGGAUGAAACCCACCCAGGCUAUGGCAAGGAAGUGGACCUCUGGGCCUGUGGGGUGAUCUUGUUCACACUCUUGGCUGGCUCACCACCAUUCUGGCACCGGCGCCAGAUCCUGAUGUUACGCAUGAUCAUGGAGGGCCAAUACCAGUUUAGUUCACCCGAAUGGGAUGAUCGCUCAAACACCGUCAAAGACCUGAUCUCAAGGCUACUACAGGUGGAUCCUGAGGAGCGCCUGACAGCUGAGCAGGCCCUACAGCACCCUUUCUUUGAGCGCUGUGAAGGCAGUCAAAUCUGGAACCUCACACCUCGCCAGCGUUUCCGGGUGGCAGUGUGGACAGUGCUAGCUGCUGGACGAGUAGCCUUAAGUACCCACCGUAUACGACCGCUGACCAAGAAUGCACUGCUGAGGGACCCCUAUGCGCUGCGGCCAGUGCGGCGCCUCAUUGACAACUGUGCCUUCCGGCUCUAUGGGCACUGGGUGAAGAAGGGUGAACAGCAGAACCGGGCAGCCCUCUUCCAGCACCGGCCCCCUGGGCCCUUUCCCCUCGUGGGGACUGAAGAGGAAGCGGACUCCACUGCUGUCACAGAAGAUGAGGCUGCACUGGCGCUGAGCUAGCACCUCAGCCAUGAGAAGUCUCAGGAAGCACGACUCUCCAAAAGGAGAGUCUGUCAAGGUCUGGCCUCAGGACCCCCCUUGUCUAGCUAGGCCCCUCACUGAUCAGGCUACUGUAGAGAACCCCCCAGUAUACCUACCCCCUCAGGCCGAUACUUGCAGAUCAGAGCUGGAGUGGAAAGAAGCCACUCAGAAUACCAUGCUCAGCCUUGUCAGUACUGCGUCUGAAAUAAAAUCUGCUACACGCCAGGGAAA
This is a messenger RNA of Dipodomys spectabilis (banner-tailed kangaroo rat), 2296 nucleotides long. It is a transcript of the gene Phkg2, whose product is annotated as phosphorylase kinase catalytic subunit gamma 2. Gene Ontology annotation, molecular function: ATP binding; phosphorylase kinase activity; calmodulin binding. Gene Ontology annotation, cellular component: phosphorylase kinase complex; nucleus; cytoplasm. The record is from RefSeq and is a predicted model, not a curated record. Gene Ontology annotation, biological process: protein phosphorylation; mitotic DNA damage checkpoint signaling; glycogen biosynthetic process. Bases 824 to 2044 code for a protein of 406 amino acids. Lineage: Eukaryota; Metazoa; Chordata; Mammalia; Rodentia; Heteromyidae. The transcript is spliced from 10 exons.